Molecule: messenger RNA, 555 nt
Organism: Penicillium samsonianum
Lineage: Eukaryota; Fungi; Ascomycota; Eurotiomycetes; Eurotiales; Aspergillaceae
Product: chromate transporter
Exons: 1
Coding region: 1-555 (184 amino acids)
Biological process (GO): chromate transport
Molecular function (GO): chromate transmembrane transporter activity
Source: RefSeq, a predicted model, not a curated record
AUGUAUCUUGCUGGCACUGUCAUCUUUGGUGGAGGUCCUGUUGUCAUUCCCCUCUUACGCUCCUAUGUCGUCGAUCCCGGUUGGGUCUCUAGUAGAGACUUCCUGAUCGGCCUUGCCAUUAUUCAAGCCUUUCCCGGUCCCAACUUCAACUUCGCUGUCUUCUUGGGGGCGUUAGCACUCCAGGGCUCGCAAUUCCCGACCGUCUUCGGUGCGUUCCUCGGCGGUUUAGGAAUCUUCCUUCCGGGAAUCACGCUAGCCGUUGCAAUCCAAAGCUUCUGGCGUGUGUUGCGGAAGAAGAAGUACGUGGUCGACUUCCUCAGAGGAGUGAAUGCCACUGCAGUGGGGCUAGUAUUCACAGCUGUAUACCGGCUGUGGGAGAUUGGAUACUUGACUUCUGAAAGAAGCGACGGACAGAGUCUGGGUAAGGAACCAUGGUGGGUGGUUGUUGCGGCGGUAACAUAUUUAGGGAGUGCUUGGUUCAAUGUGCCCCCAUCCGUGGCAAUUGUAAUGGGUGCUAUCUUAGGGUUAUCCUGGUAUGGAGCAGUGGGGCGAUAG